ACGAGCGGCUGGCCGAGCAGGUCAAGCAGGCGCGCCAGGACAGGCUGAAGAUCGUCAUGGCGCACGAGAACGACCUCGACCGCGGCGGCUGUGAGUUCGCCAAGUUUUUUGAGACCACGCCGCAGGAGCUCAUCAACGCCGGGCUCUACAACGCCCUCGCCAUUGCCUGCUUCCCCGGCCUGCACCAUGAGGUGUCGCUCGUGCUGCUGGCCAAGGCUCUGGGCGCAACCCCGGUGAGCGUUCGCUCGAGCAUCCGCGACUCGCUUUCGAAUAUCGGGCGCUUCACUACCGCGCCUCGCGGCUCGACGACGUCCGACCCAGUCGUUACCGAGGAGGAUUCGCAGCUGGAGCAGGUGCCAGAGGUGGAGCAGGUGUAGAGGUGGCGAGCAACUUUGCAGUUCGGCUCAAGCGGCAAGGGUUGGACGCGCUCCCCACUUUCAGGAGUGCGCUGCAUGCUGAGGCUUCCUAGUAACGACGAGCUAACAUUAGAGACGACUCUCUCUCAUCCCCACUGUGAACAGUCGGGAUCUGUAUCUGCGCAGCUAAAUUUAU
Messenger RNA from Emiliania huxleyi CCMP1516, 552 nucleotides. RefSeq lists its product as hypothetical. Bases 57 to 377 code for a protein of 106 amino acids. The transcript has 4 exons. NCBI's taxonomy places the organism in Eukaryota, Haptophyta, Isochrysidales, Noelaerhabdaceae. The record is from RefSeq and is a predicted model, not a curated record.